Molecule: messenger RNA, 849 nt
Organism: Acytostelium subglobosum LB1
Lineage: Eukaryota; Evosea; Eumycetozoa; Acytosteliales; Acytosteliaceae
Exons: 3
Coding region: 1-849 (282 amino acids)
Biological process (GO): cell wall macromolecule catabolic process; signal transduction; peptidoglycan catabolic process
Molecular function (GO): lysozyme activity
Source: RefSeq, a predicted model, not a curated record
AUGAAAUAUAUUGUCUUAUUAGUUUGCUUUGUAGGCUUGCUCAAGAUUGCCAGUGCUACUUAUGGAGUUGAUGUCUCCUCCGCUGGAGAUGAGAGCACCUUCCAAUGUCUCGCUCAAAAUGGAUACAGUUUUGUUGUUGUCCGUUGUUGGGAGUCCAUCAAUCAGACCGAUCCAGACUGUCCAGGCACCAUCCAGGCUGCCCAAGCUGCUGGUCUCACUGCUGAUGCUUACAUUUUCCCAUGCUCUUCAUGUGGUGAUGGAGCUGGCCAAGUUGUCGAUAUGAUGAGCUACCUUAGCGAGAAUGGAGUAUCUGUUGGAAUGGUCUGGUUCGAUAUCGAGGGUCCAGGCACGUACUGGGGCUCAGACUAUGGCGCCAACCAAGACUUCUUCAACGACAUGCUUUCCGGUGCCAACUCUGUUGGUGCCAAGGUAGGCAUCUACACCUCGGCCUCGCAGUGGGAGCCAAUCUUUGGCGACUGGUCUGGUGGCUCUGCAUACCCACUGUGGUACGCCAACUACGAUGGCAACGCCAACUUUGACGACUUCUCCCCAUUCGGAGGCUGGAGCUCGCCAUCCUGGAAGCAAUACAACGGUGACGUAACCGUCUGUGGCUACGACAUUGACCAGGACUGGUGUCCAGGCGGUACCUCUGGCGACCCCUCCUCAUCCGGUGGCAGCAGCUCGAGCUCUGGUUCCGGUUCUGGCUCUGGCAGCACCACCAGCGGCAGCGGCAGUGGCAGCUCAUCCGGUGGCAGCUCAUCAGGUGGUUCGACCAGCGGCAGCUCCUCAGGUUCAUCCUCAGGCAGCUCAUCUGGAAGCACCUCCUCAGGUCUCUCAAGGGCACUCUAA